UGUAAAGUGGAAAUUACGACAAGGAUUUGUUGAUCAUUUAUCUAAUCAUAAAAUUGGUUUCAUAUUUACAUUUACUAAUCAAACUUGAAGUCAGGGUAUUUAACCCUCCUUCUGUUAACAAAAAAGUUGCUUCAAAAUUACGUUUUUCUUUAACUGCGACUGUUGGCCAGAUGUCAGGCUCAACGCGUUUAGAAAACGCCAAUCCCUUGAUCUUUCAGCGAUCUGGGGAAAGACUUCUAACGGCAAAUGAAGAGGAUGAGAACAUUGCCGACCCUAUUGAUGACAGAGAAAUUUUUGAUCUGAUCAGAUCCAUCAACGACCCCGAGCACCCUUUAUCUCUAGAAGAGUUAAACGUCGUGGAACAAGUGCGAGUUAAAGUCAAUGAUGAGGAGAGUACAGUCUCAGUGGAGUUCACUCCCACCAUACCCCACUGCAGUAUGGCCACACUUAUAGGACUCUCCAUCAAAGUCAAAUUGCUUCGCUCACUGCCUGACAGGUUUAAGAUUGAUGUUCAUAUUACACCAGGCACACAUGCUUCAGAGGAUGCAGUCAAUAAGCAGCUUGCAGACAAGGAGAGAGUGGCUGCAGCCCUUGAGAACUCUCAGCUUUUGGAAGUGGUGAACCAGUGCCUAUCAACCAGAACCCUGUGAAAUGCAGGAAACACAUUAUCAACUGGUGAAUCAAGCAUUUAUGUGCAGCAAUGGAUUUACAUUUGGCUUAUGACUAAGUGUAUGUUCAGGUGCAACACUGCAGCCAAAGCUAUUCUGUAGGAUUAAUCCUAGUCAUCAGUAUUACUGUUUUAAUUUGUGUACUGGAUUGCAUCAAAGAUCUGUUAUGUACUGGCCACUUCACUCUUCAUGGUGUCAGCUACUCCAUAUUACCCUCAUAUGAAAAGAAAAAUGAGGGAUUCUAUUCAACACAUGCAUUUUAUAUCAAGAGUGUAGAGGACAGAAUCCAGUAGUGUUACAGAGCAGUACUUACACAAAAGCAACACAAAAGCACAUUCAUAUGAAUAAAAAGUUAACUGAAAGUACUUACUUUGCUUGGUCACCUUGAUAUCAUAUUUAUGCUCUAAGUAAAAACAACACGAGUCAGUCUUAAAAAUAAUUUUGUAAAUUUCCUAGACUAAAAUGACAGUUACUCUGCAUCCUGUCCUCACAAAGUCCUUUGGGAAGAGAUAGAACUGAAAAUAGUCAAGCUGCUGGCACACUGACUAAUUUUGAUAUAUGCUCAGUUCUGUUUGAAGAGAUUUCUAAUGCUUAGAAAGGAUU
Messenger RNA from Chanos chanos (milkfish), 1271 nucleotides. RefSeq names its product cytosolic iron-sulfur assembly component 2B (gene ciao2b). Bases 171 to 650 code for a protein of 159 amino acids. The record is from RefSeq and is a predicted model, not a curated record. Gene Ontology annotation, cellular component: cytosolic [4Fe-4S] assembly targeting complex. The transcript is spliced from 5 exons. NCBI's taxonomy places the organism in Eukaryota, Metazoa, Chordata, Actinopteri, Gonorynchiformes, Chanidae.